GGGUUCCUAAGGUUCAAAUCCUGUAACGGCUGCCACCUCUUAAGCCUUCCAGAGCACGGUACAGCGGCUAUCCUCUUACCACUACCUCCAGAAACAUUUUGCUACUGGCGGCGGCCGAAUUCAAUUACCCCUUCCUCGCUUUCCCUCAAGAAGCUCCAGAUGGCGUCUUCCGUGGGCAACGUGGCCGACAGCACAGAACCAACGAAACGUAUGCUUUCCUUCCAAGGGUUAGCUGAGUUGGCACAUCGAGAAUAUCAGGCAGGCGAUUUUGAGGCAGCUGAGAGACACUGCAUGCAGCUCUGGAGACAAGAGCCAGACAAUACUGGUGUGCUUUUAUUACUUUCAUCUAUACACUUCCAGUGUCGAAGGCUGGACAGAUCUGCUCACUUUAGCACGCUGGCAAUUAAACAGAACCCCCUUCUGGCAGAAGCCUAUUCAAAUUUGGGGAAUGUGUACAAGGAAAGAGGACAGUUACAAGAAGCAAUUGAGCAUUACCGACAUGCAUUACGUCUCAAACCAGAUUUCAUUGAUGGUUAUAUUAACCUGGCAGCUGCACUGGUAGCAGCUGGUGACAUGGAAGGGGCCGUUCAAGCAUAUGUCUCUGCUCUUCAGUACAAUCCUGAUUUGUACUGUGUUCGCAGUGACCUGGGUAACCUGCUUAAAGCCCUGGGUCGCUUGGAAGAAGCCAAGGCAUGUUAUUUGAAAGCUAUUGAGACGCAACCAAACUUUGCAGUAGCGUGGAGUAAUCUUGGCUGUGUUUUUAAUGCACAAGGGGAGAUUUGGCUUGCAAUUCAUCACUUUGAAAAGGCUGUCACCCUUGACCCAAAUUUUCUGGAUGCUUAUAUCAAUUUAGGAAAUGUCUUGAAAGAAGCUCGUAUUUUUGACAGAGCUGUGGCAGCUUACCUUCGUGCCCUAAGCUUGAGUCCAAAUCAUGCAGUGGUGCACGGCAACCUGGCUUGUGUAUACUAUGAGCAAGGCCUGAUAGAUUUGGCAAUAGACACCUACAGGCGAGCUAUUGAACUGCAACCACAUUUCCCUGAUGCUUACUGCAACCUAGCCAAUGCUCUCAAAGAGAAAGGCAGUGUUGCUGAAGCAGAAGAUUGUUAUAAUACGGCCCUCCGCCUGUGUCCUACCCAUGCAGACUCUCUGAAUAACUUAGCUAAUAUCAAACGAGAACAGGGAAACAUUGAAGAGGCAGUUCGCUUGUAUCGUAAAGCAUUAGAAGUCUUCCCAGAGUUUGCUGCUGCCCAUUCAAAUUUAGCAAGUGUACUGCAGCAGCAGGGAAAACUGCAGGAAGCUCUGAUGCACUAUAAGGAGGCAAUUCGAAUCAGUCCUACCUUUGCUGAUGCCUACUCGAAUAUGGGAAAUACACUAAAAGAGAUGCAGGAUGUUCAGGGAGCCUUGCAGUGUUAUACUCGUGCCAUUCAGAUUAAUCCUGCAUUUGCAGAUGCCCAUAGCAAUCUGGCUUCUAUUCAUAAGGAUUCAGGGAAUAUUCCAGAAGCUAUAGCUUCUUACCGCACUGCUCUGAAACUGAAGCCCGAUUUUCCUGAUGCUUAUUGUAAUUUAGCUCAUUGCCUGCAGAUUGUCUGUGAUUGGACAGACUACGAUGAACGGAUGAAGAAGUUGGUCAGCAUUGUGGCUGACCAGCUAGAGAAGAAUAGGUUGCCUUCUGUGCAUCCUCAUCAUAGUAUGCUAUAUCCUCUUUCUCAUGGUUUCAGGAAGGCUAUUGCCGAGAGGCAUGGGAACCUCUGCUUGGAUAAGAUCAAUGUCCUUCAUAAACCACCAUAUGAACAUCCAAAAGACUUGAAGCUCAGUGAUGGUCGACUGCGUGUAGGAUAUGUGAGCUCUGACUUUGGGAAUCAUCCAACUUCUCACCUUAUGCAGUCAAUUCCAGGCAUGCACAAUCCUGAUAAAUUUGAGGUAUUCUGCUAUGCACUGAGUCCAGAUGAUGGCACAAACUUCCGAGUGAAGGUGAUGGCAGAAGCCAAUCAUUUCAUUGAUCUUUCUCAGAUUCCAUGCAAUGGAAAAGCAGCUGAUCGCAUCCACCAGGAUGGAAUACAUAUUCUUGUAAAUAUGAAUGGUUAUACCAAGGGUGCUCGAAAUGAACUCUUUGCCCUGAGGCCAGCUCCUAUCCAGGCAAUGUGGCUGGGAUACCCUGGGACUAGUGGUGCACUUUUUAUGGAUUAUAUUAUCACUGACCAAGAAACUUCACCAGCUGAAGUUGCUGAACAGUAUUCGGAGAAACUGGCUUAUAUGCCCCAUACUUUCUUUAUUGGUGAUCAUGCUAAUAUGUUCCCUCACCUAAAGAAAAAAGCAGUUAUUGAUUUUAAGUCCAAUGGACACAUUUAUGACAAUCGGAUUGUUCUGAAUGGGAUCGACCUCAAAGCAUUUCUUGAUAGUUUGCCAGAUGUGAAAAUUGUCAAGAUGAAGUGUCCUGAUGGAGGAGAUAAUGCAGACAGCAGUAAUACAGCUCUUAAUAUGCCUGUUAUUCCUAUGAAUACUAUCGCAGAAGCAGUUAUUGAAAUGAUUAACAGAGGACAGAUUCAGAUAACAAUUAAUGGAUUCAGUAUUAGCAAUGGGCUGGCCACUACUCAGAUCAAUAAUAAAGCCGCAACUGGAGAGGAAGUUCCCCGUACCAUUAUUGUAACCACUCGUUCUCAGUAUGGGUUACCAGAAGAUGCUAUUGUGUACUGUAACUUUAAUCAGUUAUACAAAAUUGACCCUUCUACUUUGCAGAUGUGGGCAAAUAUUCUGAAACGUGUUCCCAAUAGUGUGCUCUGGUUGUUGCGUUUUCCAGCAGUAGGAGAACCUAAUAUUCAACAGUAUGCACAAAACAUGGGCCUUCCCCAGAACCGUAUAAUUUUUUCACCUGUUGCUCCCAAAGAGGAACAUGUCAGGAGAGGUCAACUGGCGGAUGUCUGCCUAGACACUCCACUCUGUAAUGGACAUACCACUGGGAUGGACGUCCUCUGGGCUGGGACACCCAUGGUUACUAUGCCAGGAGAGACACUUGCUUCUCGAGUUGCAGCUUCUCAGCUCACUUGUUUAGGCUGUCUUGAACUCAUUGCUAAAAAUAGACAAGAAUAUGAAGACAUUGCUGUGAAGCUGGGAACUGAUUUAGAAUACCUGAAGAAAAUUCGGGGCAAAGUCUGGAAGCAGAGAAUAUCUAGCCCUCUGUUCAACACUAAACAGUACACAGUGGAACUAGAGCGCCUCUAUCUACAGAUGUGGGAGCAUUAUGCAGCUGGCAACAAACCUGACCACAUGAUUAAGCCUCUUGAAGUCACCGAGUCUCCCUAAAUAAAGACUUGUAUGCACAAGAGAAUAACUCCUAUAUUUGAGCCUCAGCCUUUUGGCGGAAAGGGAAUUUGAUAACAUACUUUAUUACUUAUCUGUACAGUACCAUGCUGCAGAUGGGUGGAAAAUAAUGAGAAUACAGCUAAGCUUGCUUCCUGUGUGGUAGAGAGAAAGACACAAAAUGGGAGACUUACUGUUCCACAAAGAAUCAUCAUAAAAAUUUUCAGCAUCUGGGUGGUGCAUAGGUCUAGAAGGCCUUAUCUCUGUUCUUCCAUGAUGGGUUGUUUAUUGUGGAGAGAAGAUACAAAUUAUCCAACCAUUUUGUAAUUCUAUGGAUUGACCGAGUCUUCUGUGCUUUAAUUUUUUUCCUUUAUAUUUUGAGUAUCUGAACUUCUAAAAAUGUGUUUGGUUUCAGAUAUUUUCAUUCAUGUGAAGUAUACUCUGAGAUAAGGUUUUAAACUAUAAUGUUCCUUGCUUUAGUUUCUGAACUAUACAAAUUAAUGGAGGCUUUGCUGGUGUAGUCUUUUUAUAGGUUUUAUAAACCAUUAGAGCCU
Molecule: messenger RNA, 3851 nt
Organism: Elephantulus edwardii (Cape elephant shrew)
Lineage: Eukaryota; Metazoa; Chordata; Mammalia; Macroscelidea; Macroscelididae
Product: UDP-N-acetylglucosamine--peptide N-acetylglucosaminyltransferase 110 kDa subunit-like
Exons: 22
Coding region: 160-3300 (1046 amino acids)
Biological process (GO): protein O-linked glycosylation
Molecular function (GO): protein binding; protein N-acetylglucosaminyltransferase activity
Source: RefSeq, a predicted model, not a curated record